AUGGCAAAUACUUAUACGGAUCUAUCUUCUGCAGAUGAUACAGAUGAUAAAUUCAUAGUGACAAUGUCAACGGAUAAAUUGCAAACAGUAUGUAAUCAAAUGGAAGAUGAUGAUCCGGAAGCGGAAGAUGAUGAACCGGUUAGCUUCGUUGUAUGGGAUACGCAAGUUACUCCGUUUACAUCUGAUUUAAUAGAUGAAGCAAUAAAUGAUGUUGAUGUAGUCGAUAUUUCUACGCCAUCAGCAACGCCAUCCGGUAUAUCAGAAUAUUUAAUGAUUAUGCCACGCCGUCAUCAUCGAGCACACUUAUUUGAUGACGAAAAUUUGACAUCUUCGUCAAAUUUAUCACAAUCAAGUUAUAGUCAAAGAUGA
Molecule: messenger RNA, 369 nt
Organism: Cercopithifilaria johnstoni
Lineage: Eukaryota; Metazoa; Nematoda; Chromadorea; Rhabditida; Onchocercidae
Source: the annotation of a GenBank genome assembly